Molecule: messenger RNA, 1836 nt
Organism: Triticum turgidum subsp. durum (durum wheat)
Lineage: Eukaryota; Viridiplantae; Streptophyta; Magnoliopsida; Poales; Poaceae
Source: the annotation of a GenBank genome assembly
AUGGCUCCGCUCCUCCCCCUCCUCCUCGCGCUCGCCGGCCUCGCCGUCGCCGCCGCCCAGCCCGGCCAGCCUUUCCCCCCGUUCCCGCAGCAGUCCACCGACGCCUCCGACGCGGCCGCCCUGCUCGCGGUGUUCCAGCGGUGGGGUCUCCGGUACGGCCCGACGGUGAACCCGGGGGACCCGUGCGGGACGCGGGACUGGAUCGAGUCCUUCGCGCAGAACGCGUCCGUCGGCUGCAGCUGCGACGGCUCGCCCGUGUGCCGCAUCACGCACCUGAACGUCACCGGAUACUGGAAUCUGACCGAGAUCCCGCCAGAGCUCUUCAACUUGACGGAGCUGGUCUCUCUGGAUUUGAGCAAUAACAAUUUAAGCGGCGCAAUACCUCCAGAAGUUGCCAAUCUCUCCAAACUGGAAACAUGGCACUUCAACAACAACCAACUAAGUGGACCUUUUCCUAAUGAAUCUUCACCUUUAAGGAAUCUUCAAUCCCUGUGGAUGUUUGAUAACUACAUUGAAGGGCUAUUUCCAGACUUUAUUGCGAACUUUACCAAUCUCACGGACUUGAGAAUAUAUGGGAUGAAACUUCAAGGACCUAUUCCAAAACAAUUCUCUAAUUUGAUCAAUCUGAAAUAUCUGAUGCUUGGUGAUCUUGAUGGUGCGAAUUCUACUAUUGAUUUCAUACCAGAUUCAGCAAAUCUUUCGAUAUUAUCUCUGAGAAAAUGUGGGAUCAUUGGCCAGUUCCCUAGUACUCCCCCAACUUUACCCAAUCUAACAUACCUAGAUUUGAGGUCAAACAAUCUAUCAGGCCAAUUACAACUACUGCUUCCGUAUAAGAGUUCAAGAUACCUGUACGCGGGUGACAAUGACUUUAGUGGACAUCUGCCUGCUGAAUUUAUUCAGCCAUCACUUGCUUUGGAUAUUUCCUAUAAUCCUUUUAUUAAUGGACUCCUUCCUAACAAUCCGACUGAUCGCAAGUUGUCAGUAAAUUAUAUUGGGACUGCAAUUGAUACAAGCAGAGCGAUUAACAGUGAAAACCUCACUCUCCUCAACUGUCUCCACAUGAAAGAAUGCAACAGAAAAUAUUAUGCUAAUGCUAUAACCUCCUUUGCUGUAAACUGUGGCGGCAAGCAAACAAUUUAUUCAGAUCCAUUGCCAAUUAGAUUUGACGAUGACACCACUGACCUUGGAGCAGCAGGUUUUCAUGUUAAUACUAGCAUGCAAUGGGUAGUUAGUCAUGUGGGUUCUGAUCCUUUUCGUGAGUCUCCUCGUUUUGUAAAUACAAGUCAAGUUAUUCUGGGAACAGACAUGCCUGAACUGUAUCAAACAGCAAGGACAUCAAGAAGUGCUUUGUGGUACUAUAUAGUUGGUUUGUCUAAUGGGAAAUACACAGUUCAACUCUUCUUCGCAGAGAUAGUUAUUGAAAAGCCAGGAAAGCGCCUAUUUAACAUUGAUAUUCAGGAUCGAAAUAUCAAGACAGAUUUCGACAUUACUAAGGAAGCAGGGGGGUUCAGAAGACCCACAAACAUAACUUACGAAGUGACAGUGGUUAACUCGGUACUUAAGAUACAUCUGCAUUGGAAUGGACGAGGCACAUGCUGUAUUCCAUAUGAAGGAGCUUAUGGGCCUCUGGUAUCAGCAAUAAGAGUUUUUCGCCCCGAAAGUCCGAACAACAGCCCCCCACCAGCACGGCCAGUGUCUGCGCCAAGUAAUGAUGACAAGCGAAGAGGAGUGGUUGCAGGCAUUGCAGCCCUGUGUAUAGCUGCGGCGGUGAUCUCUUCGUCCGUCGUUUACCUUUGGUGGAAAUGGGUUGCACUGGUAAAGCAUCCAAAUGCAUGA